AGGUAGCUAGUAAGCACACCGCAUCCAUGCCCAGACCUCUAUAUUACAAUAGGAAUGAUAGAUCUAAUGGCAAUAAGAAUGAUAAAGCUAGUAAACAUAUGCAUUUUAUAUCGCGAAUCGGAGGUGAUAGAAACCGAUAUUGGCGAGAUGACCCGUGUGAGUUGCCAUGCUACGAAUGCAUUGAUGGCUAACAAGCUGUUUAACUCCCUAGCUAGAGCUAGUUAGUGGCCCCAGCCUAGCUACUUGUAAAAUUACGUGUCCCCAUGUUUGCUCAUGCAUGACAUACAUAUGUACGCUGCAUCUAUCAGAUAACCAGCUACGAGUGAGUGAUUUACUUUAAGAUAAGAGCCGGCCUGAAUGCUGCAGGCCUUGCCUAAACUGUGCAGAGCAGCGGCGCGUGUCAGGCGACUGGGAGCUCAGGUCACUGCCAUGUCCCAAACCUAUCAGUCCUGCAGUACCUCCUCCCGCAGAGAUGGGGACGCUGUCACUGCUGCAAUCAUCAUCAUUGGCGAUGAGAUACUCAAGGGACACACCCAGGACACAAACAGUGCCUUCCUGUGCCGCGCUCUGCGUAAGCUGGGCGUCUGUGUGCAGCGCAUCACGGUGGUGCCCGACCAGCAGGACGUCAUCGCCAGCGAGGUAGCCGCCCUCUCCCCCCUCUACACCCACCUGAUCACCUCGGGGGGCAUCGGCCCCACCCACGACGACGUCACCUUCGAGAGCGUGGCGCUGGCCUUCGGGGAGCGGCUGCACGCGCACCCGGAGCUCACCCGGCUGGUGGAGCAGUUCUUCGGGGCGUCGGACCCGGACAGCGCCGCCAUGAAGCUGGCCAUGGUGCCCGAGUCGUCCCGGCUGAACUACGGGACGGACCCGCAGACCGGGCAGCAGCUGCGCUACCCGCUGGUCAGCGUGCGCAACGUCUACAUCUUCCCCGGGAUCCCCUCCCUCCUGGAGCGGGCCUUCAACGGGCUCAAGCACCUGUUCGCCGGCUCGGGGACCACCUUCCACACGCAGGAGGUGUUCGUGGACACCGACGAGGCGGAGAUCGCGCCCGUCCUGACCCGGCUCCAGGGGGUGUGGGGGAAGAAGGUGGCGCUGGGCUCGUACCCGGACUGGCUGAGUAACUACCACCGGGUGCGGCUGGUGCUGGACUCGGACAGCGCAGAGGAGGUGGAGCGGGCCCGGGGCCAGCUGGUGGCGGAGCUGCCGAAGGGGAGCGUGGUUCCCCUGGUGACCGACCCGAUCUCCCUCGCCACCGCGGAGGUGUACGCACUGGGGAUCAGCGGCACCCCGCUAGGAGAGAGAGUUGCGUCGGCGCUGAAGACCAUUGAGAUGGCCUUGGAUCAGUACUCAGCAGGAGAGAUCUGUGUGGGCUUCAAUGGGGGCAAGGACUGCACAGCCCUGCUGCACCUGUACUAUGCUGCUAUGAAGAGGAGGUACCCGGAGGGGAAGGACCGAGUCAAGGCACUUUACAUUCGAAUCGUCUCCCCCUUCCCCGAGAUGGAGAGGUUCCUGCAGGACACCAUAAAGAGGUACGACCUGGAGCUCUUCUCCGUGGAGGGCAGCAUUCGGCAGGCCCUGAGCGAGGUCCAGGAGCGGAGGCCGGAGCUGAGGGCGGUCCUCAUGGGCACCCGCCGCAGCGACCCGUACUCCCACACCCUCACCCCCCUGUGCCCCACCGACCCGGGCUGGCCCCAGUACAUGAGGGUGAACCCGCUGCUGGACUGGACGUACCACGACAUCUGGUCGUUCCUGAGGACCCUGUAUGUGCCGUACUGCAUCCUGUACGACAAAGGCUACACCUCUCUGGGCAGCAUGGACAACACCACCCGGAACUCCGCCCUGCUGGUGGUGGACGGCAGGGGCGUGACCCGCUACAGGCCGGCCUAUCACCUGGAGAACGAGGAGGAGGAGCGUAACUCCAGGGAGUGAUGAGGACUGCAGGGAGGCCCCACUACAGAAGCCCCACAUCACCCCACCCCACCCCACCCAACCCCCCCCCACUGUGCAUAUGAACCUGCUGUGGGCAGAGGGCAGCAGGGCACUGAAGGAUCAUGUCAAAGAGGGAUCAGAGAGAUAACCGAGAUCAAACAGACAGGUCAUAAAAAGAGCGGGGGAAACUGGAAACACUGAAAUCCGGAGGAGGUCUGGAGAGUACUGUUGAGAGAGAGCGCUCACUCGCUCAGAAUCGGGUACAUGUGGAUCACGUUUUUAUUUAUUCCGAAAAAAAAUAUUUUAACUGGAGGCCAGUUCUUUUUUUGUUGUUGUUGUUGUUGGUUUGUUUGCAAACGAUGCUUUUGCAAACAAGGGCUAGGGGGUGGAAUGGUAGCGAGCCUGCCGUUGCAAAAUGGCUGAAGUCAUUCCAGGUUUUGUUCCCAGAAGGGCUGUUUGCACGUAACUCCUUUCAGAGCCGGGUGUGACUCACUCGCACACAUUUUUAAUGAGGCUGCAGACAUGGGACUUCGAUAAGAUGGCCUACAUUUAUUAUAUUUCACGGCCUCAGAGCCGUUUGUGUCUAAUCUGCUCCCGAUAAAACCUGAAGUGGAUCAAACCUGCGUUUCAGCAGUCAUAUUGCAUCUCCAGUCAAUCACUGUGUGACUCAAGCAAUGACCAUAAUGUAUGAAAUAAAAUCUUUGAUACAAAGUAGACCGUAAACUGAAUAUCAGUA
Messenger RNA from Anguilla rostrata (American eel), 2668 nucleotides. It is a transcript of the gene flad1, whose product is annotated as flavin adenine dinucleotide synthetase 1. Lineage: Eukaryota; Metazoa; Chordata; Actinopteri; Anguilliformes; Anguillidae. The coding region runs from base 358 to 1932 and encodes 524 amino acids. The transcript is spliced from 8 exons. The record is from RefSeq and is a predicted model, not a curated record. Gene Ontology annotation, biological process: FAD biosynthetic process. Gene Ontology annotation, molecular function: FMN adenylyltransferase activity.